CUCUCUCUCUCUCUCUCUCUCUCUCUCUCUCUCUCUCUCUGUCAAAUCACCUAGGUUUAAGGACAAACCACCUAGUCUGGACCAUAGUGUCUGUGUUUUCUGAAUCUAUGUAAAUCUAUGUAAAUCACACACCAUGGCGGAGGAGGAGGAGAAGGAAGAGGGGCCGACAAAACAACAGUUACAUGACGUCUUCUACCCCAUGCCUGGUGUCCUUAGAGGUGAUAAGGCUUUUUACCCCUCUGUCCCUGCCGUUAUGCCUGGAGUAGUGGAGAUACUGAUGAGUCUGGAGGUGGUGGGUGUGUGAGUAGUUGAGAUGUCUUGGUGUAGUGGAGACAGUGAUGAGUCUGGAGGUGGUGGAUGUGCCAGUAGUUGAGAUGUCUUGGUGUAGUGGAGACAGUGAUGAGUCUGGAGGUGGUGGAUGUGCCAGUAGUUGAGAUGUCCACGCCUGGAGUAGUGGAGAUACUGUCGAGGCUGGAGUUGGCGGGCGUGCCCCCAGGGGGUGCCCCUGACACCCCUCAUUCUCUCGCUGACAUGGGUACAGGCAACACCGUCUCGCUCACCGUGCGCGUCCGCGUGCACGUCCCCGGGCGCUGCAAGCGUCCAGAUCGCGUCCGAGUCAUCGUGAAGGAGCGCGGCGCGCUCUUCUUCGCCUACAAGCGCAAGCUGAUGUCCAUCCCCCUGGAGGAGGGCGGCUGGAGGCUGAGGGAGGAGGAGGAGGGGGAGGAGGUGAGGUACAACGAGGCGGCCGCGGCCGCGUCCCUCAAGCUGGGGAAGUUGAUGCGGAAGGCCGAGGACCAGCGGCUCGCCCUGCAGCUGUACUGCCUGCGCGGCCGCGCCGUGCAGCACAAGGCGCUGGGCGGCCUGGCGCGGCUCAUGCGGCAGGCGCGUGACAACGAGCUGCUCCUCGCCCUGCACUACCCCGGCUGUGCCCGCCGCGAGCACCCGUUGUUCCCGGCGGGGCCCGGGGGAAGCCUGGCGCGGCCGGCGGCGGAACAAAGGGCCGGCGUGGCCAGCCUGCCUGCAGAGCCUGGCCCGCUGCUGCUGCCCGCCGUCCAGGAGGGGGUGCAGGCCAGCCCUGCGAGUGUUGCGCCCCGUGCCAGGGAGCCGCCGCCGCCCCGCCCCGUCCGCUUCCCCGACUCUGGGUCCGUCUUCGCCGAGCUGCUGCGGGAACAUGACCUCCUGGAGGAGGCUGCGGCCAAGAGGGCGGCAGAGGAGAGGGAGGCGGCGCGGGCGCCGGCCGGCAGCUGUUCGGCGGACUCACCGCGGCCGACGACAGGGAAAGGAAAGGAAAAGACCAGGAAAAGUAGCCACGCUAAGGAAAGCAAAGCCGGAAAAACAAGAAAAGCAAGGAAAGGAAGAGAACAACACAAACAGGACAGGAAAGACCGGCGCCUGGAGCGGCUCCUGCAGCUGGCGCACGCCGAGGAGCGGGACAACACCGUCCACCGACCCGGCUGUCCCCACCGAAUAGCCCCGCCCCGCCCCGUCCGCUUCCCCGACUCGGGCUCCGUCUUCGCCGAGCUGCUGCAAGACUUUGAGCUCCGGGCCGCCCAGGAGGAGGCGGCGGCAGAGGAGAGGGAGGCGGCCAGGAGGGCAGCAGAGGAGCGGGCGGCGGACACGUCUGCUCUUAGGCGGGGACUGCAGCACGUGCCGACGGCGGCAGCAGCCCUGCUGUGGGUCGUCGCGGUGACUGUCGUGCGGGCGCUGCUGCCCACGCCGGUGGCGGUGCUCCUGGUGGGGUUCUGCGUCUGGCUGGCCAUGGGGAUGCCUGCCCUUUGGCCCGACGGCCCCUGGGGCCCUGAGCGGGCGGCCCCGGAGCCGCGACGCUUCAUCCCGCUGCCGCCCGGCCCGCCGCCUCACGCCCCGAGGCCGACGGCGAGGAGAAGAAGGGAAAACACCCGGGGAGCUAGAUACGCCUGCGGCAGCAAGGCCCGAAGAAUGAGAACAAGAAGGAAGACAACUGGAAAACACGCACGGAACAGGAAAGGCCGGGAAAGUAACGCCAGAGAGAGGAAUAAGGGAGGAAAAACACGGAACAAAGCUGAGGAAGGCAAGUUCGGCUGAACAGUAAAGCAAGACAAAGGUUGAAACAGGUCACCGUGAGGCGCGGCUCAGGCCGGGGCCGCGCGGGGACUCCCCUGGCUCUCCCCUGGCUGACAUGUGCGCCGCCCGCCUCGGGGCCCGGGUUCGAAUCCCGGGCGGAGUGUUCGGAGGAUUUGUUCUUCCGAACAGAUUAAUUUUUGUCCUUCUUCGAGAAGUGGACCCCCCCGACGACAGGAGGAAGGACAGAAAAGACGCGCGAAACAACAAAAUCAAGAAGUAAAGCAAGGAAAAAAGUCAAACACGAGGUAAAACAGGAAAACUGACCCAACACGAGCACAGGAAGAUGUGAUGACAAGGAAGAAAAGAAGACAGCCAAGAAGCCGCACGAGGAACAGUGUCGCGGAGAGUGUGAGGACCAGCGUGUGGAAGUUACCAGCCGGGCAGGACACGCUGCAGUGUUUGUGUUUAUAGAAGGGUGAAGGGCUUUAAUAAGGGUGUGUUAGCAGUGUUGAGAGAGCCGGGCAGGACACGCUGCAGUGUUUGUGUUUAUAGAAGGAUGAAGGGCUUUAUUAUGGGUGAUGUUUAAUAAUGUUUUGAUGGGAAUAGAACCGGUAGGACACGUCGCAAUGGGUUUAUGUUUAUAAAAGGGAAUGCUAAUAAGUUUUUGGUGGUAAGAGAGCCGGGCAGGUCACACAGCAAUGGGUUUGAGUUUAUGAAUGGAUGAAAGGGUUUUAUAAGGAUGGUGUUAAUAAGGUUCUGAAGGACAAGAGAGUCGGGCAGGACACGUAGCAAUGGGUUUGAGUUGGAUGAGUGGCACAGGCCUGGCAGGCGUGUUGUGAGCGCCAAUAUGGUGGAUGCAUUCAAGAGGAGGUUAAUUAAGUUCAUGAACAGUGAGGUUAGGUUCACAGGAACUGCCUUGUAUAGACCUACCGGCCUCCUGCAGACUCCUUAUGUUCUUAUGUUCUUCUUAUAUUCUGAAAACUACAUCCUAUUACUGUACUCUCUCUCUCUCUCUAUUGGACUGUUCUAUCACUUUCUUCCUUUUUUAGUUUUGAUUUUUUUUCUCUACCUUUAUCAUUUUGUCCUGUUAUCAGUCUCCCCUUCUCUUUUUGGUACAGUUUUCUUUGUUUUCUUUUCUUUUAUUUAUUUAUUUUUCCUCUG
Molecule: messenger RNA, 3204 nt
Organism: Eriocheir sinensis (Chinese mitten crab)
Lineage: Eukaryota; Metazoa; Arthropoda; Malacostraca; Decapoda; Varunidae
Exons: 2
Coding region: 400-2064 (554 amino acids)
Source: RefSeq, a predicted model, not a curated record